Owenia fusiformis is the source of this 1738-nucleotide messenger RNA. The record is from the annotation of a GenBank genome assembly. NCBI's taxonomy places the organism in Eukaryota, Metazoa, Annelida, Polychaeta, Sabellida, Oweniidae.
AAUCCGGCUCGAUUAAAUUUCAUGUUUUCACAUUUUCAGAAAAUAUUGCACAAAGGUGUGAAAUAGUGACAGAUAUAAGCAUUCUUUCUUCAUUAUGCAAUAUUUUUAAGUAUUGAUGUUGCGACAACUUUGCAGUACUGCCAGUAGACUAUUAUUCGAUACUCUGAAAACAUUCCCCAGGGCAACAUCACAAUCGUAUCCCUUUGCCCACUAUGUUAAAAGCAAUCUAAGGACAAUGAAGAUUGACACACCAGAAUUUAAAGCUGUCUUCACUCCUGAACUGGACCAACUGAUUGCCAUCUUCAAAAAGUAUGAUUAUGAGCUGAGAAUAGCAGGGGGAGCAGUGAGGGACCUAUUACGUGGAAUAACACCACAUGAUGUGGACUUUGCCACCACUGCAACUCCUGAUCAGAUGAAAGAGAUAUUUGAAACUGAAGGGAUUCGAAUGAUUAACACUAAGGGAGAGAAACACGGUACAAUAACAUGUAGGAUUAAUGACAAGGAAAACUUUGAAGUGACAACUCUCCGUAUUGAUGUUGUGACAGAUGGGCGUCAUGCUGAGGUUGAAUUUACACGAGACUGGGAGCUGGAUGCCAUGAGGCGUGACUUAACAAUAAACUCUAUGUUUCUAGCAUUUGAUGGAACUUUGUAUGACUACUAUAGUGGCAAGGCUGAUCUGGAGGAUAAGAAGGUCAGGUUUGUGGGAGAUGCUGUAGCACGCAUACAGGAGGACUAUCUUAGAAUUCUCAGAUACUUCAGGUUCUAUGGUCGUGUAGCAGUUGAUCCCAAUGCUCAUGAAGAUUUAACCCUGCAGGCAAUAAGAGACAACAUGAAAGGAUUGGCAGGUAUAUCAGGUGAAAGACUCUGGGUGGAAAUGAAGAAGAUAUUAGUUGGGAAACAUGCCCCAGAACUCAUCAAGACCAUGUUGGACCUUGGUAUGGCACAAUACAUUGGUCUCCCAGACUCCUGUAAUGUUGAAGAAUUCAAAGAGGUUUAUGAUCGCUCCAUUGCACUCAGUCCAAGUCACAUGACAUUACUAUCUGCCUUACUACAGACUGAGGAACAGGUAUACACACUAAAUAAACGUCUCAAGAUUUCCAAUGAUGAACUCAGAACUGCUCUGUUCACCAUAAAACACAGAGACGAUGACUUUGGAUCCGAACCUUUCAAUCAUUGUCAAGAUCUGUUUAUAGACACUGCAGGGAAGGAACCAAAGAAUAAGGCUAGAAUAACAGAACUUAUAAAAUAUCAUGGAAAGGGGGAACUUUUAGAGGAGUUCACAGCAUGGGAACCCAAGAAGUUCCCAGUGAAUGGAUUUUCUUUGAUAAAUGCUGGUGUUCCCAAGGGGCCCCAGUUGGCUAAGACUUUGGAUAGACUGAGGGGGAUCUGGAGAGACAGUAGGUUCACCUUAACAGAACAAGAACUACUAGAAAAGUUGAAGGAUGAUUCAAAAUGAAUCCAUAAGUGUGCCCGACUCAUAACACGCUACUACAUGGGGUAGUAAAAUAAAUGGCACUAAAGGCUUGAUGCAUAGCCAAGAUCAUGAAAUGUAUAUGUAUGUAAUAGCUGUCCAACAGUCCAAGCAUUUGAAAUAUACAAUGAAAUAAAGUCCUGUCUAAGAAUAUAAUUCUUUGGAGCACAUCUUGAUACAUCUAUAUUAUGCUGUAGGAUGAUUGGCAAGCCUAAAGAUGAAUUUGGUCAAUAAAAUAGAUUAUCAUAUGAAAAUUAACAUAUCUAA